Molecule: messenger RNA, 5085 nt
Organism: Fusarium odoratissimum NRRL 54006
Lineage: Eukaryota; Fungi; Ascomycota; Sordariomycetes; Hypocreales; Nectriaceae
Exons: 5
Coding region: 805-2889 (694 amino acids)
Biological process (GO): DNA-templated transcription; regulation of DNA-templated transcription
Molecular function (GO): DNA binding; zinc ion binding; DNA-binding transcription factor activity, RNA polymerase II-specific
Source: RefSeq, a predicted model, not a curated record
UGCGAAACAUUUCUUAUAGCUCAGCGAUGAAUCCGGAAACCGGUGAGUACUAUAGAGGGCUCGUAGUGUCAGGGCCGGCCCGGGACUUGAAAGCCAGCCCGGCACAUGUUUCCCCCUUUCAAACAAGAGACCGACUUUUGUAUGACGUCGGCUGUUUUCUGGAGAGAUAAACUUCAAUGGGGGUUCACCGGGGAAAGCAUCCGAUAAAGCUGCAAGGUCAAUCACACGUUAGAUUGGAGAAGAGGGUGGCAUCCUUGCGUAUGAGGCUUGUGGGUUUAUAACCGGCGGUGGCAGUGUCUUACUUGGGGGACGUACAGGAUCCGGAGAUUAAUGAGCUGACUUUGAAGUGGCAAAACGAGGAGGAAAAGCUGGUUUGCGUUUUCAUCACUUUCACGUGCCUCUCCUCUCUUUAAAUGAAGAUAGUACUGUUUUGAGGCCGUCGCCGGCGCCGGUUCAUUCUCCGGAACCGGGCCGUAGCUUGCGUAGCUUGCGUAGCUUAAGCCGGUGCAUUCUUGGACAUCAAGUUCCGGCAUAAAAUCAGGAACUUCCCACGAUUUCUCUAGAGAUUUCUGCGACUGGAUUGAUGCUCGUUUUUUCCAUUUGGCUCUAUCGUAAUUGAUACCGGUGAUUGAGUGAAUAUGGAUACAAUAGAGUACCGUCCAACGUCUCCUAUCCGGAAGACACAGAGAAGAACGACAAGAGCGUGAGUGUUACUUUCUGUUCUUUCAAUCCAAAGAUGUGAACUGAUUGGUUCUACGUAGAUGCGAUGAUUGUCGCCGACUCAAGGAGAAAUGUAUCGGCUCCAUGCCCUGCGACAGAUGCAGAUACUUUGGCAGGCCUUGUCAGUUCAGCGAUAGGUUCAGAAGAAGCCGAGUUUCUCGUACGGCAGCACAAGCAAUCAAAGCAUCUGCGGUGGAAGUAACCUCUGAGGAUGUCUCUGUGUACUUUGAGGCGGAACGUAUCCAGGCGCUAGAGCAUAUCGUGAGACAUUACACAGGGCUCGAAGAGUUCAGCAGGGAGAAGCUUGAGAACGUCAUCGCAGAUCUUUCGCCUCUACGUAGUGAAGAGGAAGAUUUGGUAGAUGUGAUUGAGGUUGAGAAUGAUGAUGUGAGUUGUGAUGGGAGGGAUUGCGCGAGUGUAGGUACGGCAUCAACCGCAAACGUAGAGUUCUCUCAUCACGAGUUUUCUCGUCGUGUACAGAAAAAGGUCAAGGAUGAGCUGACCGACUUUGAGUUUGAGGACUCGGGAACAGACACAGCAGUCAGCGACAAAGCAAAUACUUCUCAGCUUCUAUCUCGAGAUGCAGCAGUGCUUGAAGCUGUGUCUUUAUUCCCACCAGCUCCCUCUGCACUGAUCCUCUUGCGAGUAUUCUUUGAGAUUGCCCAAACAAACUAUUUCUAUAUCGACGAGGAGACACUCCGACAACGCCUCGACCAGUUCUACUCUUGUCCUACACGCGUGGGCAGUGAAGAUGCCCCUUGGGUCUCUGUCGCGUUGAUGGUCUUUGCACUCGGAACACAAUUCUCGCAUCUUUGUCAGUCUUCAGUUAGGGGCUCGAAUCGACAGCUCAUGAGAGAUGCCCACGAUAUCUGUCAGAUCAUGGAUGAUACUAUUGCAUCGACAUUUUACCGAAAGGCCACAAACUUGAUCUCUGAUAUUCUAGGUAUGGGCUCCAUCGAAAGCGUGCAGGCCUUUCUCCUUUUCGGCAUAUAUGUCCUUCCUAUUGACCCAGCUGGCUUGUCUUGUACCUAUUUCGGAAUUGCUAUCAAGGUGGCAACACAAUUCAAUCUUCAUCAGAAGACUAUCCGAGAUUUAUCUCCCCGAGAAGUUGAGCUGCGGAAAAGAGUUUGGUGGACUGCUUAUGCUCUCGAACGCCGAAUUUGCAUCUUACACGGACGACCUGUCUCUAUUUCGAGACUAGAUAUUGAUGCUAAUCUACCAAUUGAUUUGGAAGAACUGCAACCCAAGGAAAGGAUCAACACUUUUCAAAAUAACAUGGCCAUGCUCAAGCUAACUAUCUUCAUGGAGGAUGCUCGAGAUGGAAUUCUGGCUUUAAAGAGCAAAGAUAAAGGACAGAAAGUCAAAGCAUUUCAAAACAUUGUCCAGCUCAAGGAGAGGCUUCGCAGUUACUGGCAAAAUCUCUCCGAGGAUACCUUUUGUCGAGACCUGACGCCUGGCAAACCACUAUUCCGAUCUAACAUACACCUAUUCUUAACGUACAACCUGGUUCAUAUCCUGAUUGGUCGAUCGUUUAUCCUGGACGAGCUGAAUAUCAACACCAAGGACACACCGACUGCAGAGUGGACGAAACUAAGAAGCGAACUAGUCAACGACUGUAUCAACAGUGCUGUUACUACUAUUCAUCUCUGUCAGACUUUACACGAUGAGAGCAGUCUUUCAAAAUCAUCUUACACUGAGUUCAGUUCCUGCUGCGCUGCUGUUCUCGCUUUGGUAGCAAAAUGUGUCUCUGACAGGAGCAGCAGUUGCAAGGAUGCCUGCAAGAAAGGGAUGGAAUUACUGCGAGAAAUAUCAACCGGUGUCUUUUCGACAAGCGGUGAAAAACGUACAGUAGAAGGGCUAGAGAUUGCUUUCGACAGACUGAACCACGCAAAGAGACGAGACAGUACUGGGAAGCUCGAUGAAGAUGGAUAUCUCCAGUUUCGAAAUUGGGUUGCCAUGCAGCAGAUUGUUCCUGGAGAAUCUCUGCAGCUGCCUCGACAGGAAAACUCUAUGCUGGACGUCUUUGGAGGGCCUUCGCUUACGUAUCAAUGUUCUGGCAUGGCGGGAGGUUACAAGUCUGGUUGCUCUCUGCCUGCGCGUACGGAAGUGAUUUCUUUGCCAGAUUUGGGAGAUUGGUUUGAUCAUGGGUUUGAGCAGCCGGUGGCUUAAUGAUACAUGACUUACGACUUACGAUAUUGAUUUUCAUUUAGUAUAUACACUACAACUUUACUACAUCACAUUGUUCAAGGUUCUCUCACGGCAGCAAGGUCAUUGCCAGGUAGAAAGACUUGGAUUUGAUUUAGCUUGGUUGUCGCUAGCUAUCCUGGCUUCUGGCUGGACAUUAGAGACUGGCUCAGUACACCAGUCUGCUACUACCCCCCUUAGAGUCACAUUGAUAAGGGUCAAUGACUUUUGCUAAAUUACCACUUCAAUAUUUCUGAGUUGAACAGUGCACAGAUCAAGUACAAGAAAAGGUUAAGAGUUUAAUAAUUUUUCACAAAUGAUCUGUAUUACAUGGUUUAUAUCAAGUUUAGACUCAUUUACUUGCUAGCAAUUUCCUUCUCCAACGCAUCAGCCAUAUCCCCAAGAGUGGCAAACUUCCAAUCAUAUACAGGAUCCUCUGUGUUGCCCAUACUAGCUCCAGGUCUCUCAAUCCAGCUUGAUUUGAUGCCCAUCUGCUUCGCGGGCUGAUGAUCAUGAAACUGGCUCUGCGCAGUCUGCAGCACCUUUUCCUUGGGAAUACCAAACUUAGCCUCCACUUCCCGCAACAUAUACUUGAAGUUGUUCAGGUUAGGUUUGUAACUUCCAACGUCUUGUGCAGUGAUAAUCAGGUCGAAGGGAAUGCCCUGAAGAGGACCUGCAUUGCUGCCGGAGAAGGACUCGCGGUCGACAUUAGACAGAACAACGAGCUUGUAAUGUUUGCCGAGACGACGAAGAGCAUCAACAGUAUCAGGGAAUGCAGGCCAUGAUCCAAUUGAGUCGCCAAAGGCCUUGUUUUGUUCAGAUGUGGGCUUAGAGAAGCCGAGACGCUCUGCAACAUGAGGGUGGAUGGUAGUUAGAAGCUCAGAAUACUUCAUGUCCGGAGUCUUUUUCUGUUGAGCAACCUCAGCCUCAUGGUAGGUCUUCAAGAGAUCUUCUCGAGAGAUUUCGGCAUUGCUGGACUGGAGAAGGGGCUUGAGACCAUUCAGAACGCCAGUCUCCCAGUCAAUGAGAGUGCCGUAGACGUCGAAGGAGAGGAGGCCAAAGUCUGAGAUCUUGCUCAUUUUGAAGGUGAAGGGGUUUUCUUGAUGAUGAUGAUGAUGAUGACUGAAUGAUGCUUGUCUAUCGUCUUCAAACGACAGUAUUUUACUGGUUAUUUAUAGGGAGAGUACGCCCUGUAGUUGACUUGGACAUUGAUGAGAUAAUACACUCGUUUGCCGGUGCCGGUCUAGGGUGACCGAAUUGGGAUGCCGGUCGGCACACCGAAAGUGGGGAAGGAUGUGCCGGUGAAGCCCGGACUGCUUGACGGGAAUAUCCGUUUAUUCCGGUAUUGUCUUGUACAGAAACCGUUAAAGUUGAUCUGGAUAGAUUGAAGCUCUUGGGAGUAGCCCAUGACCUGAACUCUUUACUUAUGGUUAAGAAGAUGUUAACGAGUUACACAAGAAACGCUUGCCGAGAUAUAAUGGCCGGAGUGCAUCCAGUAUAUGCGGUACAGGACCCUAACAAUAUGCGCAUAAUACACUGGUAAUGGCCUAUCGUUAUAUUCUAAGAGUAAACGAACAGUGGCACUUCUUUGAGCAUCACAGGCUUCUGCCUCUCAAGCAGUACGAGGAACAUGGUUUAUGAGGCCUUCAGCGAUGGGACAAUUCAGAGCUCGCGCAAAUGUGAAGCCCGAAGCGCGAAAUACGAGAUUGUUCCAAAUGAGAUGGGAGGCGUGUUUUGUGAAGCUUUGACAAGAAGUUGUCGGUGGAAAACUCAGGCUUCGAGACUUUAGGGCUGAAACGGCAGAAAAUCCAGCGAUCCGGAGUGCGCAUUGAGGCCAUCCAAAAGAGAUGAGCAUCGACCAAAUGCAGACGCCUGUUUAUGUCUAAGACCGAGGCACCAAGCCUAAUUAUUACCGCGUGGCCCACCCAUCGCAAAUGUGAAGGAAUGGAGGCUGAAUGUGUUGGUUUGAGGUUGAUGCAGCCUUACAAGGGAGACCUUGGUAACAGAGAUGCCUCGGCUUCUCGCUGCAGAAAACAUGUUUUGAGGUGGCUCAUCAACUCAGCCAAGUCUAAUAACAGCUCUAUUAUGUCUCAGCUUGAGAAGAUGGAUCACGAAGGGCUGGAUAUGUGAAACCUGUAACGGCGAUGAGGCGUUGAUGACCGAGACAUUCCACAUGGGUUA